AUGUGGGAUAUCGGUGGUCAAGAAAGUUUGAGAAGUUCUUGGUCAUCUUACUAUUCUCAUACAAACGUGAUGGUUGUGGUAAUUGAUAGUACAGACGCGCCUCGGUUACCGUUAUUGAAGCAACUUCUCUACGAAAUGUUGGAGCAUGAGGACCUAGCAAAAGCAUCUUUGUUGGUAUUGGCAAACAAACAAGACAAAGAGAACGCCAUGUCAGCAGCUGAGAUCUCCAGCGAUUUGGGGCUCCUUUCAAUGAAAGACAGAAAAUGGCAAAUACACGGCUGUUCCGCUAUCAAAGGCGAAGGGCUUAGUACUGCAUUGGAUUGGAUUGCUCACAACAUCUCUUAA
Molecule: messenger RNA, 345 nt
Organism: Cooperia oncophora
Lineage: Eukaryota; Metazoa; Nematoda; Chromadorea; Rhabditida; Trichostrongylidae
Source: the annotation of a GenBank genome assembly